Molecule: messenger RNA, 201 nt
Organism: Morchella importuna
Lineage: Eukaryota; Fungi; Ascomycota; Pezizomycetes; Pezizales; Morchellaceae
Exons: 3
Coding region: 1-201 (66 amino acids)
Source: RefSeq, a predicted model, not a curated record
AUGACCUCAACUAUUUGCACGCAGGGUACAGGAAAACACCCCGAUCCACAACCCCCGAGGAGAGAGGCGUUGCCGCUUUCGGUCGUUUGCAACCGGAGCCUCACCUUCCAACUGUUUGAUCACCAGACUCCACAGGAAGAAAGAUGGACAGCACCAUCACUACCAUCGCUCGAUUUGAGAUUUGCUGCCGGCCGUGUUUGA